AUGGAGGGCAAGGCCGUCGACAAGAAGAGCAUAUUGGUGGUGGGCGCCACGGGCACGCUAGGGAGGCAGGUGGUGCGCAAGGCGCUGGACGAGGGCUACGACGUUCGGUGCGUCGUGAGGCCGAGGCAGAAUCCGGCGGACUUCCUGAGGGACUGGGGGGCCGCCACGGUGCAGGCGGAUCUGACAAAUCCUGCCAGCAUUCCUCCUGCACUGGUUGGCAUUCAUACCAUUAUCGACUGCGCCACCGCCCGGCCUGAAGAAUCAACCCAAAAAGUCGACUGGGAGGGCAAGGUUGCGCUGAUACAGAGUGCUCAGGCCAUGGGCAUCCAGCGGUAUGUGUUCUGUUCAAUUCACAACUGUGACAAGCACAACGAGGUCCCGCUCAUGAACAUCAAGAACUGCACAGAGAAGUUUCUCAAGGAGAGUGGCGUGGACUACACAAUCUUGAGGUUGUGUGGAUUCAUGCAGGCGAUCAUUGGAAACUAUGCUGUGCCCAUACUGGAGGAGACCCAGGUGUGGGGCACAAACGACACUAUCCGCACAGCCUACCUGGACACCCAGGAUGUGGCGCGCAUGGUGCUCGCCGUGCUGAGGUCGGAGGACGCCGUGAACAAGACGCUCACACUAGCUGGGCCCCAGGCGUACAGCACCCAGGAGGUCAUAAGCCUGUGUGAGAAGCUGGCCAAGGCGGAGGCCAAGGUCACAUCAGUGCCGGUGUGGCUGCUGCGCCUCACGAGGGGCUUCUUGAAGCAGUUUCAAUGGGCGGGGGAUGCAGCAGACAGGCUGGCAUUCGCUGAGGUGCUUUCCAGCAGCGAGAGUUUUGAUGCGCCAAUGGAGGAAACCUACAAGCUGUUGGACAUUGACCCUUCGUCCAUCAACACACUGGAGGCGUACCUGCAAGAGUACUUUGAUCGAAUUUUGGCAAAGCUGAAGGAAGUUGGUGCCAGGAGUCGCCCCAAGUCUUCAACUGACCUGUAUGUAUAG
Ostreobium quekettii is the source of this 984-nucleotide messenger RNA. NCBI's taxonomy places the organism in Eukaryota, Viridiplantae, Chlorophyta, Ulvophyceae, Bryopsidales, Ostreobiaceae. The record is from the annotation of a GenBank genome assembly.